GUACACAUGCGAGAAGAUGUUCCCUUGGAUCGGUUUCUUGGAUCAUCUCUCCUUCGCGAUAAGUGAUAGAUAAAAAAAGAAAGUGUGCAAGAGUGAAUCGAUAAAUCUCGUGAUAUUUAUAAAUCUUUAUUAUCCAUUCAUCCGAGGACAAAGUAUAUUUUCUUCGAAGAACUUAAAUCAAGGAGGUGAAUCGAAGAAGUAUCCUCGAAAAUUUAAAUUACGCGGGUAAUUGGCGAUCUUAAAAGGGAAAAUCUAGAUCAACGCGAUAUGCAUUGUACGAGAGUUUUCACGCGAAACGUUCUAUUUCAAGCGCACGUGGACACACUCGGAUCUCAUUGAAAUGAACGAAAUGACGACGUCAUUUGUUUCUCUCUCUUCGUGCUAAUGUCGACUCUCUCGUUAAGGAAUACCGGGAAGGUAUUUGGAGAAGGAUAACGCAUAAUGUAUGCGGUGAUUAUCGCGAUCGAAAACGUCGAAACGGCGAAACAACGAGGACACAAGGGGAGAGAGAGAGAGAGACCGAUCAUAUGGUCUAAUUUUAAUGCGAGUUGUUUUACCUUAGUGACCUAAAAAUAUCGGUGAAAUUCGAUUAGGCUAGAGCCUGCCGCCUUCCGUUGCCUGCGGCAUGCGAAGAGCAUCUAGCUAAGUAUUUUUAGGAAAAACUCUUCCAACAUUUUCACGAACGAACUCGUUUUACAUUGGAUAUACGUAUAUUAGUUGGCUCAUCCUUUUGCUUUUACAGCCAACAUAGUAUUGAUGACUAUCAAAGAGAAUACAAUUUUCUCUAUUCGAUCGUACGAAAUGCUUCGAUCGAUCGAUCGCUCUUUUACGAGCUAAUUCGAAAACUUCUUUUUUCUUUUAUACCCAAGAGGAAGAUAACGAGUUUUAUGAGAUAAAACAUUAACUUGUCGAAACUUUUCGGAGCAAUACAGAUUUAUGAAUGUAGAAGAAAGUAAUGGGAAGUAGGAUAGAAUCGUUAUCGAGCAUAAUAAACGAGAGAUCAGCGAAGACGGGAGUGUCGUCGUCGUCGUCGUCAUCGUCGUCGUCGUCGUCGUUGUCGUCCUCGUCUUCGUCGUCUUCGUCGUCGUCGUCGUCGUCGUCGUUGUCAUCGUUGUCGUCGUCGUCGUCGUCGUCGUCGUCGUCGUCGUCGUCGUCGUCGUCGUCGUCGUCGUCGUUAGAAGAUAAGACUGUUUGUGGCGAUUUCAUGGGAAGAAAACGUGUAUCAACAAAGGUGAAGAAAGAAGAGGCUGACGAGGAAAUUAGGGAAUAUGCAGCAACGGCAAUGAGUGAAUUGUUGGGAUGGUACGGCUAUGAAAAAGUUGACAGUGGCUACACCAGAGGCUUAAAUCUUGAUCACUUUGCACCCGUUGCAACUUCGAAACAUACCUUGCCUGAAAUGGAUCGACAGUUCAUAUUUAAUGGGGCUUCGUCGAGAUCGCCGAUGGCUACUAAUCAUCAAUCGGCCUUUUCUCAUUCUCUACGAACGAAAUUAAUACCUUCCUAUUAUUCUAACGAAAUUUCGAAGAAUCCCGAUAAAGUUUCGGCAACUUCUUCCUUAGAAAUCAAAACUUUACCGUCUACCUCACGAUUACCUUAUCACAACGACUCAACUUCGAGUAGUCCAGAUGAAAUGACGGACAUCGGACACAGAGUAAUAUCCUGUUCUUGGUGUGGACGAAUCGGUGAAACGUGGGAGCCAGGAAGAACGAAUCCACUCUCUUGCGGAAUGGUCAAUGCAUUGGGACAAUUUUGUAGCGAAGCAUGCUUUGCUGCUGGUCGAAGGGCCGCUUUCAAGAGAGCUCGUACAUGUGAUUGGUGCAGACAUGUACGAAAUCCGAUCAGUUACGUUGAUUUUCAGGAUGGCGAAAGUCAGCUUCAAUUUUGUAGCGACAAGUGCUUGAAUCAAUACAAAAUGAAUAUAUUUUGUCGAGAGACCGAGACUCACCUUGCCCUCCACGGACUUACCGCGAUCCCUUCCCAGAGUGAUGCUGGAAAGGGUGGUGGUGGACUAAUAACACCCGAGCUUUGGCUUCGAAACUGUCAGUCACCUCGUAGUUCGACGGAGGAAAUCCUUAUCGUCGACGAUGAGUCGAUUAGUAGGCUCUCGCCUUUGUCUCAGAACGUCGAAAUCGAUCGCAAAGAAUCGAUCGAUGUUGCGAAAUCUGAAAAUAUGUCUCUCAAGAUAAUUAGAAGAAAUUCCUUUUGCACGCGAACGGACGUUAAUGCAACAUCGAGAGCAUUCGUAAGGAAGACGGAGAACGCAGAUGAGAAGAUGAGCGAGGACGGCGAAAGUAUUCGCGAGACCGUUAAGGAAACAUUGAAAGAUCGAGAAUAUCAAAAGUAUUAUCAUUGCGCGAACGAUCGUAUACAUUGUAGACUUCCUUAUUCCGAUUCGAAUUUGUUAAAUCUUAGCCAAUCGGGAUCGUCUUUUGUAGAUCAUAACAAACAACAUAUGAUAGGAAACCCGAUGGACGGUGGUGAAUUGCACGAUAGGCAUCAAAUCUAUAAAUCUGCUAUGGAACAAAAAACUGAUAUACACGUGAAGAACGUGAAAGGAUUGCGAGGUAGAGAAUCCAGAAGUCGGGAAAAUGUUCGAUACUCUCAACAGAGGAAGUUUCGAAAAUCCUCCCCUUGGAUUCCGGAGACAUCUUCGUCGCCUAUACAAUCGGAGGCAGCGCCUUCGCCCGGCUCCUGUACCGACGAAUCCAGACAACGCAAAUAUCCCUCGGAUCUUAGGAUGUAUACCGACACGCCAUCGGUUCAUCCUGUUCAAUCCCAAUUUUCAGCCCAGGCUCCGUCCACGUCGUUGUUACCUCCCGUGACGAUACUCGUACCUUAUCCUAUACCAAUACCAAUUCCAGUUCCUAUACCUAUACCACUUCCCACAUCGAUCUUUGCCAAAUUUCUAACUGAGAAGAAAGAAACGGACUCCGAUCGAAAGAGUUCUACCUCGGACAAUUUAACGGAUAGCGUUAUUUCUAUGACGGAUCAUACGAGAUCCGUAAAAACCAAUUCCCCGUCUGAGACUCCUCCGGGACCGGACAAGUGUCACUUUACGGUAAUUUCUUCCAAUAGCGACAGUGAACAUUCUACCGCGAUAUCGAGUAAGAACAUAGUUUCGAAAAGUUCUACGAGGUCGUUGAGAGAGAAGAAACGCGUUAAUGAGAAUACGGAAAGUACCGAUCGUCAAUCAACCAAGCGAAGAAGUAAAUUUCUAACGACUUAGGAACUUUGUGCAGCGUUUAGACAUUUUUAUAUUAUUUCGAUUAAAUUGUCAUUAAAGUAACUAUUUUCAAGAUGA
Molecule: messenger RNA, 3301 nt
Organism: Vespa mandarinia (Asian giant hornet)
Lineage: Eukaryota; Metazoa; Arthropoda; Insecta; Hymenoptera; Vespidae
Gene: Sobp
Product: Sine oculis-binding protein
Biological process (GO): animal organ development
Cellular component (GO): nucleus
Source: RefSeq, a predicted model, not a curated record